This is a messenger RNA of Clarias gariepinus (North African catfish), 913 nucleotides long. RefSeq names its product carboxymethylenebutenolidase homolog (Pseudomonas) (gene cmbl). The coding region runs from base 115 to 852 and encodes 245 amino acids. The transcript has 6 exons. The record is from RefSeq and is a predicted model, not a curated record. NCBI's taxonomy places the organism in Eukaryota, Metazoa, Chordata, Actinopteri, Siluriformes, Clariidae. Gene Ontology annotation, molecular function: hydrolase activity.
GAUAGGCAGCAACUGGUCUGUCCCUGUGGGCGUUACUAGAGGAGCUGUGUGUUUUCCUCUUCGACCUCUACGGUUUUGGAGCCCGUUCCGUUUUUUCACUAGCAGAUAGACACGAUGGCAAAUGAAGCCAGGCCAUGCCCAUGUGACAUUGGGGACAGGAUGGAAUAUGGCAGCCUUGGCGAGGAAGUUCAGAUUGAGCAUGUUAAUGCUUACGUGGUGAAACCUAAAGCGCCAACAGACAAAGCGAUCAUUGUAAUUCAGGACAUUUUUGGAUGGCAGCUCCCCAAUACACGAUACAUGGCCGACAUGCUCGCUUCGAACGGAUACGUUGCCGUUUGCCCAGACUUCUUUCUUGGAAAGGAGCCAUGGAGUCCUUCAAGUGACUGGUCAACAUUUCAAGAUUGGCUUGAGGACAAAAAACCCACCAACAUCAAGAAGGAAGUGGACGUGGUUUUGAAAUACCUCAAGGAACAACUUGGAGCUACAAGGAUCGGAGUGGUGGGGUUCUGUUGGGGCGGAGUGUCCACACACUACAUAGGCCUCCAGUACCCUGAAGUCAAGGCUGGAGUUUCAGUUUAUGGGAUCGUUCGUGAGGGAGAAGAUCGUUACGAACUCAAGAGUCCGACUCUCUUUAUCUUUGCUGAAAAAGACGCAGUGAUACCACUCGACCAGGUGACAACACUUGAGGCAAAACUGAAGGAAAAGUGCACCGCUGAUUUCAAAGUGAAGGUUUUCCCUGAUCAAACUCACGGAUUCGUGCAUCGUAAACGAGAAGACAUCAAUCCGUCUGACAGACCGUAUAUUCAGGAGGCCAGGGAGGACAUGAUAAACUGGUUAAAUAAAUACAUGUAAAACAAAACGAGAGCAGGUUAUCAGGUUUAAAGUAAACGUUUCCCAAAUGUUGAUGACCCAA